ACCUUAAGAUGGUAUGUUGUCUUGGUGUUUUUGGGUUUUGAUGGGCUUUCAGUUUUCGUUUAGUUAAGUUCAGGUUUAUUGGUCUGUUUGUGGGAGUCUAUGACUCUAUACUAUUAUUAUGGUUGCAUGUAACAUUUAUAUAUUUGGCGCAUUAGACGGGAUAUGCUAUUUCCUCUCUUCUUCUGUUCUUUUUUUUUUUUUUCUGUCAAGAUUUUUAUAUAGAUUAAUGAUACCGGGCCAAGCCCAAAUUACAAAAUCCGAAGCCCAAACACUUAAACAAAAGGCACGAAGCCCAAAAGCCAAACCAACUACAGUCUAACCGCUAUAAACGGACCGCGGCCCAAACCAAUCAAGCCCAAACCGACGUCGGCUGGAUCAAACGCGUCGAGGAGACUGGCUGCUGAACACGUGGAAGCAUCUGCGCCAUCGGAUCGACACGCGUCGCACACCGUCUCUACCUGACCGUCUCUGCCUCGGGACGCCGUCGGAGCUAUCAAACCAUGCUUCGUUUCGCCGGAUCUCAUACCCCGCAACAAAACACCUUCCUUCCCGGUGGUCCUCCACCGAAAGCGUCAUCGGACAAACCGCGCUCUCAUCCGGACCACCCACUCUUCUCACACCACACCCUCAGCUAACUUCUCUUGUCGGCGGUCUCAUAGACGGAGAGCUUCAUCUUCUCCUAAGACCUCAUCCGCACUAUCUCGAUUCCACCCGAGCCGACAAGAACAAAACCCUAACCGAACUUUCACCGCUAACACCCAAAUUUUCUACGGGUACCAAACCGGCAGCAUGGAGCUACUGUAGCCUCCACCCUCCGGAGACAAGACGGCGACGACGGAGCUAGGUAAGCCUCCCCCUCCCGAAGACAGAACCGACGGCGGCGGAGCAAAAAGAGCCUCCACCUUUCGGAAUCGAACCUUGAUCUAAACGAGCCGCCUCUCCUCCAUCGAGAACCUUCCCACUACCGCGUCCUAACUCCACACAAACGACCACCAUGCACCAUGGAUUAGGCCGGAGCCAGAGGUCGGACAAGGCGAAAAUGGGGAGGGAUACGAAGGAGAUGCCUUAAGAAAGCUUUUAUACGACAGAACCGCGGUUCCGGCGACGGCACGCGCGCAGACGCGCCGGCCGCUCACCGGAACCACAAGGAGAUCUACUUUUCUUCUCUCUCUUCUCUCUCAGAUUAAUAUUGGAACCACAAUGAUUUUUGACAAAUAAACACUUUACCUUUUUUCUCUUCUUCUGUUCACUUGAAUCAUUUAUACUUUUAUUAAAAUUGGAACACCAGAAAAAAUCAGAAUGCUUAGUUAUUGAGAUCUUUAGAGAAGAGAUAUUAUUUUCCAGAAAUAGUCCUUCAACAUAUUUGGUUGAAUAUGACGUAAACACUAUCUCAUCUUUAUGGGUUGGGGGCUUUGGGGCAUGUGCAAUUCAAUUUGAGUAAAGAUCCAUAAACAGUCGACUUAUGUAUUGUAUUGCAUAGGAAAAUAAUUUAAACCUGGAAAAGUAAGGGUGCACACUAGCUGCUGUGUACCCUAUGAACUAACAAACAUUUGAUUUUCUACAUACACACUUUUUAACUUUUAAUUUAAUUGUGGGUGCACAUGCCCCCACACCUUUUAACCUGGCUUUGCCAUUGAUUGUAAUUGUCGUUGGAGGUUGAAAAAGGGUUCUUAAACGUGGUUCAUUAAUCCUAAUGUUGAUUAAUAAAGGCUGAUUUGAGUUAAUUGCGUUGUUGUUUCGUACUUGUUUGUACGAUAGCGUGGUUUUUUUUUUGAAAUUACGAUAGCGUGGUUUUAGAUGACAAGAACAAACGAUAAAUUGCCACAACGAUAAUAAAAUCCAAAACAGGCUCUUGGACUGCCGAAUAAAUUUGGGACAAAUGAUAUAUUGUCUUGUCAUUUGUCACUUCUUUUGUAAUAUCCAUAUUUUUAAAAGUUUAAUGUUUUGAUCCAAAAAAAAAAGUUUAAUGCUUUCGAGUGGAAAGAACCAAAUCGCAAAACAACAAUGCAUUCUCCAACAUCCGUCGGUGUUACAAAAGAAAAAAAAGAAGAUGCAAGUGCUCGAAAAGCGAAGAUAAACUCUUGAAACAAGAGUUAAAAGUAAACAUGUCAAGUGUCAGUCGUCAGGUGACUCAUUUACCUGAUUGACGUCAGUUCGACUUCUUAAGUCCAGUGAUUAUAUGAUCAAUUCCUAUGUUUAUCUAAUCAAACAUCUCACACUGGCAUAUAUAUACCAGGGCUAAAUCUUCUGAGGUUAAUUGAGUAAUAAAUAUUUUAGUCAAUUUUAAUAUAACUUUUUUGAUAAUUUGAGUUAUAAAAAUAUGUAUACUAUUUUCUCUUUAAUUUAGAAGCAAAAGCAAAUGUUUUCUUGACUGGUUUUCACCUAUAGCAUUCCAGAGAAUUUGAUAUUCUUACUUAGACAACAUAAUUUUAAAAAAGAAUCACAUAUGGUGGUUCGUAUAUUGUCCAAAUUUGGUGGGAACCAUGUGGAAUAUAUAAGGCCAAUGAUGGGUGACGGAAUGGGUAACAAGUUUAGCCCUUAUGAUCAAUCCUUGUCGAUGGUCGAAUAGACGGGUAAUUUGGCUUUGUCGCUUAUUUAGAAGUUUAUGUUUGUCCACUUAGGGUUCGUCUCAAAAUUGAGUUAAAUUACCACACAUAGCAGGAUGACAUAUCACAAAUUUUAAUUCCCUCAUUGGUGAAUCUUAUAUCAAUUUGUAGGAGGAAUACUCCGGUAUAAGAGCUAGCAAGUCUUCAAUUUGAUAUCAAUAUAUGAAGAUGUUAUAUUGGCAAUAGUCAUGUUAUAUAGUAGGUUUUGGAAAUGGAGUUUAUAUUGGUAAUAGCCGUAUUAGUAGGUCUUGAAUAGUAACAUAAAUCAAGCGGAUAGGUAAACACACGAAAUUAAAAUAAAAGAACUCUAACAAAAGUGUCGAUCCGAUUCAUAUAUGAGAAACUUAUUGAUUGUCGUUUACUAAAUUAUUAGCAAUAUUAUUGUUUUAAGUAUGCACGAGCAUAAACAUUAGAUAGACAAAACUACAGAUUAAAACUUUCUUAAUACUUAAAUAAGGUAAAAUGACGAGUGAAAAUCCAAUGAUUGGAUACAUGAUCGUACGGAAGUUUCCUAGGCCUCCGUCUCAUUGUUUUUCUAGCCUUUAAAUGAUCCAAAUGAGUCAACAUAUUCAACCGCAUGAAUUUUAAAAUUUCAAAACUAUAUAUAACAAUAAAUUUAUUAAUCAUGCAUGAGAAGAAUAUUACUAAACAUUCAUAUAUUACGUAGCUGCAUGAAUUUAAUUUUUUAGAACUAUAUAUAACAUUAAAUUCAUUAAUCAUGUGACAAAAUAAUAGUAUUCGUAUAUUAUAUUUUGCAAAUUGAUAGAUAAUAUAUCAAGUAGAGCCAACAUUUCUGAAACUUUCCAUUACAAGUUUAUAACUAACAGUCUCAUUCUACAAUCAAACCUAUAUACUUUAAGAAAUAUUUACGUCUCUACUCUAUAAUACUUUAGUUGUUAAAGCUCAGAUAUCAGUACACACGGAUAAAACCAUAUGAUAUAAGUAAUUGUCAUUUUGACCAAAAAAAAAGUAAUUGUCAUUUAUAAUACUAUAAUAAUCUUCUAAAGUGUGAUAACGUCAAUAAUCUUAACAAAAGUACAUAUCACUUUCUUUUCACGACCAUUUCUCUAUAUAUAUACCCCCAUACCACCUAAACCAUAAGAAACAUAUAUUAUCAUCAUUUUCCCACAGCUUGAAAAAAAAAUGUCCUUCAUCACAAGCCCUCACUGCCGCCGCCUCGCGGCAACCACCACAACCGCAGGCGUAGACUGCCAUAAACAAGUCCGUUCAUGGCGGCUCCUUCGCACCAUCGUCCAACUUCUCAUCCCAUCAUGCUACUGCACACUCGUAGAUCCAAAUGAUAAUCAAGAAGACAAAUCUUAUCGCCAAAUAAAACCAAGAACCUCUUCCGCUACCACAAACUCCUCAUCUUUCACCGGAACAAUCUUUGGUUUCCGUCGUGGCAAAGUAAACUUCUGCAUCCAAGCAACAAACGACUCCAAAACCCUAAAUCCAAUAAUUGUCCUCUUAGAACUCACCGUCCCUACCGAGGUAUUAGCCCGCGAAAUGCGAGGUGGCGUGCUAAGAAUCGCUCUUGAAUCAAACGAUGAGGAUGGGUAUGAUUCACAUCAAGAUUAUUCUUCUUUUUCACUUCUUACAACACCUUUAUGGAACAUGUAUUGCAACGGUCGGAAAGUUGGGUUUGCUAUCAAACGAGAGCCUUCAAAAACCGAGCUAGACGCGUUGAAGGUACUUACUCCGGUGACUGAAGGAGCCGGAGUCGUUAACGGUGAAGAGAUCAACCGAGAGAAGAGUGAUCAUAUGAUGUACUUAAGAGCGAGUUUCAAACGAGUUUUUGGAUCCUUUGAUUCGGAAUCUUUUCAUGUCAUCGACCCAAGCGGAGUUAUCGGACAAGAACUAAGCAUCUACUUUUUCAGAUCGUCAAGAAAAUGAUCUUUGGAUCAUUGUGUUUACAGCAUGGACGUGCACUUGCAUACUAUAUUACUAUAUUGGGAUUAUUGAGACAUUCUUGUGUGUUUUAGGUUUUUUUUUUCCCGAAAUAUUUUUUAGCUAUGCUUAAUUAGAUGAAAAUGUAAUAAGCAUAGCUUUUGAUGAUCUCAACUUUUGUAUGUAGUAGUGUUGGCCAUGUGUGUUCAUGUGUUUCUUGUAGUGCAAAGCAUUUUUAAU
Brassica rapa (field mustard) is the source of this 4733-nucleotide messenger RNA. RefSeq names its product protein MIZU-KUSSEI 1. Lineage: Eukaryota; Viridiplantae; Streptophyta; Magnoliopsida; Brassicales; Brassicaceae. Gene Ontology annotation, biological process: hydrotropism. The record is from RefSeq and is a predicted model, not a curated record.